This is a messenger RNA of Penicillium soppii, 1536 nucleotides long. Its product is annotated as OSTA/TMEM184 family protein. The transcript is spliced from 6 exons. The record is from RefSeq and is a predicted model, not a curated record. Gene Ontology annotation, biological process: transport. Gene Ontology annotation, molecular function: transporter activity. The coding region runs from base 1 to 1536 and encodes 511 amino acids. NCBI's taxonomy places the organism in Eukaryota, Fungi, Ascomycota, Eurotiomycetes, Eurotiales, Aspergillaceae.
AUGGGCUGGCCAGUCUGUAAUUCAACUACUGAGACACUGAAUAUCGAUGAGGUUGCACUUUGGGAUGGCGGCAUUACAUUUCACUCCUUGGCACUCCUGGUGGGCGGCGCUUGCGCUAUCAUCGCCUGUAUCGUGUCGCUAGUCUUAAUCAUGUUACAUGCGACACAUUACAGCAAGCCGAUCGAGCAGCGACAUAUCAUUCGCAUUCUCUUCAUGGUACCCGUUUACUCGCUCGUCGCAUGGCUCAGCAUCUUCUUCUACCACGACUCUGUCUACUUCGAGGUAAUCGGCGAUUGCUACGAAGCUUUCUGUAUCUCCGCAUUCUUCUCGCUCAUGUGCCACUACAUCGCCCCGGACCUACACAGCCAAAAAGACUACUUCCGCGGAAUUCAACCAAAACAAUGGCUCUGGCCAUUGAAUUGGAUGCAGAAAUGCUGUGCGGGGCAUCUUUGGCGGACCCCGCGCAGUGGGUUGACAUGGUUUAAUAUCGUCUGGGUUGGAGUCUUCCAAUACUGUUUUAUGCGCGUUCUUAUGACCAUCGUCGCCGUCGUCACUCAGGCCUUUGGAGUAUACUGCGAGGAGUCCCUCAAUCCCGCUUUUGCGCAUAUCUGGACUCUCGUUUUUGAGUCGCUCUCCGUCACUAUCGCCAUGUACUGCCUGAUCCAGUUUUACCAUCAGACCAGCAAAGAUAUCAAGCAACAUUCGCCAUUCUUGAAAAUCCUGUCCAUUAAGCUCGUCAUUUUCCUUUCAUUCUGGCAGUCGGCAAGUGUCUUCACCCUCAUCAACCUUUUGGUCUCCGAAGGCGCUAUCGCAGCUACAGAGAAAGUUUCCCUUGUGGACCUCAAAACCGGUCUCCCAGAGCUGAUGAUCAAUGUUGAAAUGGCAAUUUUCGGCAUUCUUCAUCUCUGGGCUUUUUCAUGGAAACCCUACAUCUUAGCUAAUCAGUCCACCGAAGUGACUGACUUCUUCGGCAACGGCAAGCGUGCAUAUGAAGGCGGAAACUAUGGUUUGAGGGCUUUGGUUGAUGCCAUGAAUCCGCUGGACCUCUUUAAAGCCAUUGGACGGAGUGCUCGCUGGCUGUUCGUAGGCCGUAAGCACCGACAGCUUGAUCCCAGCUACCGGCCGCAAGUUGAGACAAUCGGUCUGCAGCCUUCUCAAGAAGGCAGCGAGCUCACUGAACAUGGCACGGCUUACCAUGGCGCCGGAGUCACAAUGUCUGCAGGUCGGACGGGUCGCGAUACGCCGGAUGAGGACGCGGUUCUUCUGGCCCAUGGGCAACCGAACCCCGUUACGCCUAUGGGCAGUUCGCCUUAUGCAUCCGACUUUGACGACCAUGUGCAUGACCCAAACACCCGCUUUUACGGGCAAGGCACCUCGCCCUAUGAUGAUCCUCCGAUUUUCAGUCAUAAUAACCCGUACCCGGAGCCGUUAGUCAUCCCAUACCCAUCGGAUGGCCCUCUCCGAGAGCAGGCCCCCAUGCCCAUGCCUGAUCCCUCUCACCCGCCGCCUCCGUACCCCACCAGCUACCACACAUGA